This is a messenger RNA of Aedes albopictus (Asian tiger mosquito), 1872 nucleotides long. RefSeq lists its product as uncharacterized. Bases 1 to 1872 code for a protein of 623 amino acids. Lineage: Eukaryota; Metazoa; Arthropoda; Insecta; Diptera; Culicidae. Gene Ontology annotation, biological process: DNA integration. Gene Ontology annotation, molecular function: nucleic acid binding. The transcript has a single exon. The record is from RefSeq and is a predicted model, not a curated record.
AUGAAGUGUUUUUUCUGGACUGAUUCGAUGAUCGUCCUCCAGUGGAUUUCAGCUGCCCCAUCCCGCUGGAAAACGUUUAUGGCAAACCGAGUGUCCGAAAUACAACACCUGACGGAAGGCGGACUGUGGAAUCAUGUGCCUGGAAUCGAGAAUCCGGAAGACAUCAUCUCCCGCGGAAUGCUGCCCGCGGAACUCAGAGAUUGCGCAGCAUGGUGGAAUGGUCCACCGUGGCUCAGUCAACCAAACAGAUUCUGGCCUGCUCUUGUCCGUCCAGCAUUCGAGAACUUCGAAGCAGAACAACUCGAGGAAAGAGCAAUUGUCCUACCAAUCCAAGUCCACGAGCCAAACCCUAUCUUCAGUCUUCGGUCUUCGUAUACCGGCCUAGUCUCGGUGGUGGCAUAUCUCCUGAGAUUUUGCCACAAUUGCAAGCAACGAAAUCCCUCAAAUCGACGAACCGGUUUUCUGAAGACUACUGAGUACAAGGACGCGCUCAUGCGUUUGGUUCGUUUAGCCCAACAAGAGUCGCUGACCGAAGAUGUCAAAGCCGUCGAUGCCACAGGAGAAGUCAAGCCCAACUCCAAGCUAAAAUCCCUAGCACCAAUCUUGGAAGGCGGAAUCCUGAAGGUUGGUGGCCGUCUUCGCAACGCUCCGGUGACGGAAACACGCAAACACCCGAUGAUCCUGUCUCCGAGCCACCCCUUCACCAAAAUCGUAGUCACCUACUAUCACCAGAAGCUUCUUCACGCCGGUCCGCAAUUGUUAAUCGCCCACUUGCGGGAGCAGUUUUGGCCACUAAGAGUACGCAACCUGGCGCGGAAAGUGGUUCAAGACUGUAUCAGAUGCUAUCGCUGCAAACCGACCGUCCAGGAGCAGUUAAUGGGAGAUCUUCCUAGCGAACGGGUGACUCCCACCUACCCGUUCCUGAAAACCGGCGUAGAUCUUUGCGGACCGCUAUUCUACCGUCAUCAUGGCCGCAAGUCUCCUCCGGUAAAAUGCUAUGUCGCCAUCUUCGUGUGUCUCGUCACCAAGGCGGUACAUAUUGAAUUAGUGGCGGAUCUAACAACGGACGCGUUUAUUUCUGCUCUGAAACGGUUCAUUGCCCGUCGCUCUAAACCCGCAGUCAUCGAAUGCGACAAUGCGAAAAACUUCCAAGGAGCAUCACGUGCGCUAGCCGAGCUUCUAGCGCAAUUCCGGUCGCAGCAGCACCAGCACUCCGUUGGUUCCUUCUGCGUAGAAGAAGGGAUCGAGUUCAAGUUUAUACCGCCUCGAUCACCCAACUUCGGUGGCCUCUGGGAGGCCGCCGUAAAGUCGUUUAAAAAGCACCUGAAAUCGACUAUCGGAACAAUUGUUUUGUACAAGGACGACCUCGAGACGCUGCUCGUCCAGAUUGAGAGCUGCCUGAACUCCAGGCCGCUUACCCAGUUGUCUACUGACCCCGAGGACCUGGAGGUCCUUACACCCGGCCACUUUUUGGUCCACCGUCCCUUGGUCGCUGCCGCCGAACCAUCGUAUGAAGAAAUCCCACAGAAUCGCCUAAACCGUUACCAGAUGACGCAGGAAUUUGUUCGCCGAAUUUGGAAGCGCUGGAGCACAGAUUACCUUUCCGGACUGCACCCGCGCACCAAAUGGACCCGCCAGCGGGAUAAUCUUGCUGUCGGAACCUUAGUACUCCUGAAGGACGAAAAACUGCCGCCACUCCGGUGGUGUCUCGGCCGUGUUACCCGACUUUUCUAUGGCGACGACGGGAAUGUUCGCGUCGUUUCCGUGCGGACGAAGGAUGGAGAAUUCAACCGGGCAAUCAGCAAGGUUUGCGUUCUGCCCAUCCAGCAAUCAGCCAGAGCUGAUGAAGACGUGGUCCUCGCCGACAUGUAA